GUGACCCGCGCGAUAAGAAGGCGCGGGCGCGGCAAUACCUCCACGCGCCGCACCUCUCACAAGUCACACCACCGUCCCGUCCCGCGUUUCCUUCUCCUCCGCCGCCGCCCCGCCGCUUCCCUUCCCGGGACGUUUUCCCCUCCUCCUCGCGCCGCCGCCGCCGGGACCUUCUCUUCCUCUCCCGAAGAUGGUACGCCUGCCGCUUCCCUCUCUACUCCUCCCCCUCCUUUCGGCGCUGAAUCGUCGAUGCAGCGACUUCGAUUCCCCGACCGAACUGACUCGGCGUUCAUCCGGGAAUUUGCGGCAGUGUCGUGAUUAGGGUUAGCCUAAUUUGCCUGUAGGCGUGGAAUGUACUUGUUGGGCGCUUUGUCAGAGGAUUGUUGGAUGUUGAAACCGCCCUUCCUUUGGGGGGAGAUCAGUGCUGCUGCUGCUGAUUUCUUUUAGGGACGAGAGAACCGAAUACUCCUUGCCCGUAGGGUGUUCGGCGGAGUGACUUGCGCUUAUGUUUGUCUUUGCCUGUCAAUGUAUCUCCGGUGUGUCUCGGUGGGUGCAGGCCAACGCGGCGUCCGGGAUGGCCGUGGACGACGACUGCAAGCGCAGGUUCCUGGAGCUCAAGGCCAAGCGCACCUACCGCUUCGUCGUCUUCAGGAUCGACGAGGAGCAGAAGCAGGUCGUCGUCGAGAAGCUCGGCGAGCCCAACCUCACCUACGACGUCUUCGCCGCCAUCCUCCCCGCCGACGAGUGCAGAUACUGCAUCUACGACUUCGACUUCGUCACCGAGGAGGGAUGCCAGAAGAGCAAGAUCUUCUUCAUCGCGUGGUCCCCGGACACUGCAAAGAUCAGGAGCAAGAUGCUGUAUGCAAGCUCCAAGGACAGGUUCAAGAGGGAGCUUGAUGGUAUCCAGGUGGAGCUGCAGGCAACUGAUCCCACUGAGAUGGGCCUUGAUGUGAUCAGGGGCCGUGCUAAUUGAGUGUUCUGCUGCUGUUUCCUGCUGUGGAGGUACUACACAUCUUGUGGUUGCUUUAGGAAGUGAAGUGCUGUAGCUGCUGAAUAUCAGUGGGUUGGGAAGUUGUAGUCCGGGGUUUGUUAACUCUAGUUAGCUUGAUACUUGCCACCUAUGUUUCAGUUCGUCCGUCUUCGUCGUGUUGCUCAGUAGUCAGUUCAGUACAGAACUUGUGACAUUGUCUGCUCCUACCCUGAUUUCUCCAAACUAAUGAUAUGCAAGUCUACAGGUGUUGGACUUGUCAACAGCCUGCUCAUAUGAAUGCCAUGGAAGUUUGACCAAUGACA
Setaria italica (foxtail millet) is the source of this 1290-nucleotide messenger RNA. Its product is annotated as actin-depolymerizing factor 7. The transcript is spliced from 2 exons. Gene Ontology annotation, molecular function: actin filament binding. The record is from RefSeq and is a predicted model, not a curated record. The coding region runs from base 503 to 970 and encodes 155 amino acids. Gene Ontology annotation, biological process: actin filament depolymerization. NCBI's taxonomy places the organism in Eukaryota, Viridiplantae, Streptophyta, Magnoliopsida, Poales, Poaceae. Gene Ontology annotation, cellular component: actin cytoskeleton; cytoplasm.